UGGGAGGAGAUGUAAAUUUAGGAUUACUAUCUUCCUCCUUGGCAAAGACCGAAAGGGUACUAUUGUGAUUAUCCUGUAACAAUUUCUUGUGAUCAAAAGCAUGUCGAGAUUUAAGAGAACAUAACCACCUCCUUCACAACAUGAAAAACCUCCAACAGCACACGACAUGAAUCUUGAUUGACUCCUUGCAUGCGUAUUGCAAUAUCUACGAUUUACCUUUCAUCUUUCUUUCCUUUUAAGAAAUAUGCUCUGAUUUCGAGAAAUAUAUCAAUCAAUUCCGAUUUCUCCACAAAUACACCAUCACCUUUCAAUUCUCUUUCCCUCCUUUGCCUCGUCACCCAAUUUCUUCCUUUUGGGUGUUGAUUGGUUUCUGGUGGGUCCCCAUCAUUCCUCUUCUCCCAUUUUCUUGGGAACUAUCAUUUUUGUGGGAGGCUUGGUUAGUUUAAUUUCUGGCGAGACAUGGGAGCUUGUUGUACCAAGGAGAGAUCGUAUGGAGGAGGGUACAUGGAGGAUGAUGGUGUGGCCCAUCGGAAUGAGUAUUACGAGGCUGAGGAGGAGGAGGAGGAUAAUGUAAGGUGUGGGGACGAUGGGGCCCGCAUAAGGUUGCAAGGGUGUUCUAGGAACAUUUCCAUGUACACCCAGCAAGGAAGAAAAGGGAUCAAUCAAGAUGCCAUGACAGUUUGGGAGGACUUUACUGAGAAAGGCAUGUACUUCUGCGGUGUGUUUGAUGGUCAUGGCCCCGAAGGGCACAAAGUUGCAAGAUGCGUACGUGACAAUUUACCCUCGAAACUCUCGGAAGUCAUCAAAAUUUACCAGCUCAACACUGGCAUAUUCAGCGACAUUGAUGUUGCCGGAAGCGAGAUCAAUGCAAACAACGGGAAUAAUCACGACAGGAAACGCAGUCGUGAUAUCUCUCUUCCGUCAUGGGAAGCCAGUUUUGUCAAAUCAUUCAAGGAAAUGGACGAAGAACUUAGCGUUGACAACACCAUUGAUAGCUUCUGCAGCGGUUCAACUGCAGUAACUGUAGUUAAACAGGGUGAUAAUUUGGUGAUUGCCAACUUAGGCGAUUCUCGUGCGGUUCUUGGAACUAGAUCAGGAGAAAAAAACCAAAUCGUUCCUGUCCAGCUCACGGUUGAUUUGAAACCUGAUACUCCAAGUGAAGCUGAGAGAAUUAUGAAAUGCAAAGGCAGGAUUUUAUCAGUGGAUGAAGAACCACAAGUGUAUAGAUUAUGGAUGCCGGAUGAAGAUUGCCCUGGUCUAGCAAUGGCGAGGGCUUUCGGGGAUUUCUGUGUCAAAGAUUAUGGCCUGAUCUCAAUUCCUGAAGUUUUCUACAGGAAGAUAUCAAGCGAUGACGAAUUUGUGGUCUUGGCAACUGAUGGGGUGUGGGAUGCUUUAACAAACACUGACGUGGUAAAGAUAGUUGCUUCAGCAAGGAAGCGAUCCAUGGCAGCAGAAUUACUAGUAAGGCGUGCGGUUAGAGCAUGGAAACGAAAGUUCCCAGCAUCAAAAAUUGAUGACUGCGCAGCUAUAUGCUUGUAUCUGAAAGACAAACCAGCUUCUUCAUUAACACAUUCCACAUCCCAAGUGAGCCGUCUGGGCAAAGUGAAUGACUCUGAGCUUUCACUUUCCUAUUAUAGCACAAGAUCGAACAUUGUAAGUGAUCAGGGAGGCACUGCAUCCGAGAUUAACAGCAAGAUGACGGAGGACUGGAAAGAUACUGUGUUGAAUUGUAAUGUCUCACAAGAUGCAAAGGAAGAGUUGAACGCCCUUAAAGAAGUUGAAAGAGUAAAUACCAUGUUGAAGCUUCCUCGAUUUUCUAAUGGUUUGAGUCGGAGGAAAACAUCAAGGGAUUACGAAGAGGUUCAAGCUCAUUGAUUAAUUAGCUUCCGUGAUGAGGCCUUAAACACAGCGAUUUGCAACCGCGGUUAAGGAUUAGCAACCAACAAUAUUCAUCAAACAUCUCUCGGCAGGUGCAGUUCCAGCUUCCUGCCAAAUUUGAAAGAAAAAGUGCAGCCACAAAUUCUGGUUUUAGAAUUGGCUAGGGGAAAACAGUACAUGUAAAUAUUUGUCUAACCAUGAAGUGUCAACGAGGAAUACAAAAUUACUGAUAUAUUAUAUAUGAGAAGUGUGAAGUUGGCUUCUACCUUAAAAUUUUGUUUGGUGUCACGGUCACAACGUCGUGUAGUGUUAUUCACCCAGAUAAACAAGUGGAUUGAAAAUUGAAAAUACCAAAAAUUAAUAUGAGUCUGUAAGUUGGUAGAAGAACAUAGGCUUCUUCUCCCUCUUUGGCCGCGACAUAUAAGGCACAGGCUCUCUCUAGCCUCUCUUGUGCUACUACUAUUGCAUCUCCCGAUGGCUGACCGGUCGAGUCUUCCUCAAGACCUUGUUACCUCUAUCGCUUAGAAGGGUAGUUUCAAUGGAGGAUUUUGGUUGCUCUUGGUGCAGUUUGCAAGUCAUGGAGAUCAGUUGCAACGAAAAACAACUUUACCAGUCGAUCAAGGCAUUUUCCAUUGCUUAUGUUUGCAUCUCAUCAGUAGGAUUGUAUCAUCUGUGAGGUUUACAGUAUGAAAAAAAGGCAAUUAUUAAGAACUUUGUCUCCCAGAAGUUGAUCAGUCCCUAGGAUGGUUGCUGACUUUAUCUAAACCGGAUAAAGAAACAAGAACUAUUAUGUUGCA
Malus domestica (apple) is the source of this 2675-nucleotide messenger RNA. RefSeq names its product probable protein phosphatase 2C 65. Gene Ontology annotation, biological process: peptidyl-threonine dephosphorylation. NCBI's taxonomy places the organism in Eukaryota, Viridiplantae, Streptophyta, Magnoliopsida, Rosales, Rosaceae. Gene Ontology annotation, molecular function: protein serine/threonine phosphatase activity. The record is from RefSeq and is a predicted model, not a curated record.